This is a messenger RNA of Chelonoidis abingdonii (Abingdon island giant tortoise), 411 nucleotides long. It is a transcript of the gene RPS26, whose product is annotated as ribosomal protein S26. Gene Ontology annotation, cellular component: ribosome; cytosolic small ribosomal subunit. Gene Ontology annotation, biological process: translation. Gene Ontology annotation, molecular function: mRNA binding; structural constituent of ribosome. The record is from RefSeq and is a predicted model, not a curated record. NCBI's taxonomy places the organism in Eukaryota, Metazoa, Chordata, Testudines, Testudinidae.
AGAUGACCAAGAAGAGGCGGAACAAUGGGCGCGCCAAGAAGGGCCGGGGGCACGUCCAGCCCAUCCGCUGCACCAACUGCGCCCGCUGCGUCCCCAAGGACAAGGCCAUCAAGAAGUUCGUCAUCCGGAACAUCGUGGAGGCCGCCGCGGUGCGGGACAUCUCCGAAGCCAGCGUCUUCGAUUCGUACGUGCUGCCCAAGCUGUAUGUGAAGCUGCAUUACUGCGUGAGCUGUGCCAUCCACAGCAAAGUGGUGAGGAACCGUUCCCGGGAGGCCCGGAAGGACCGUACCCCUCCGCCCAGGUUCAGGCCUGCGGGCGCUGCCCCGAGACCUCCGCCCAAGCCCAUGUAAGGAAAUGGGGCUGGAAAAGUGCAUCUUGAGACAUUGCUUCAAUAAAUGACUUUACAUCUGG